Anopheles marshallii is the source of this 468-nucleotide messenger RNA. It is a transcript of the gene NHP2, whose product is annotated as H/ACA ribonucleoprotein complex subunit 2-like protein. The transcript has 3 exons. Bases 1 to 468 code for a protein of 155 amino acids. Gene Ontology annotation, cellular component: nucleolus; box H/ACA snoRNP complex. The record is from RefSeq and is a predicted model, not a curated record. Gene Ontology annotation, molecular function: box H/ACA snoRNA binding. NCBI's taxonomy places the organism in Eukaryota, Metazoa, Arthropoda, Insecta, Diptera, Culicidae. Gene Ontology annotation, biological process: snRNA pseudouridine synthesis; rRNA pseudouridine synthesis; ribosome biogenesis.
AUGGGUAAAGUGAAGGCCGAAAAGGUGGAAGCAACUGAAGAUGCCGAUGUUUCCGUUAAGGAGGAAGAUACAUACGAUGAUAAGAUCCGCAAUGCGAGCGCAAUCGCACAGCCGAUGGCGUCCAAGAAGCUGACCAAAAAGAUACACAAACUGAUCGAGAAAGCAUCGAAACAGAAGAACUUUCUUCGCAAUGGUCUGAAGGAUGUACAAAUUCGCCUGCGCAAAGGUGAAACUGGACUGGUGGUGUUUGCUGGUGAUGUGACACCGAUCGAAAUUAUGUGCCACCUUCCGGCAGUAUGCGAGGAGAAAAAUAUCCCCUACUGCUACAUGCCCAGCCGUAAGGAUCUUGGUGCAGCGAUGGGUGUGAAGCGUGGAACAGUGGCAAUGCUGAUUCGCGAACAUCCCGACUAUCAGGAAACGUACGAUAAGCUAAAGGUAGAACUUUCCACCCUUCCCAUACCUUCAUGA